AUGUCGCAUCAUAUGAGUAUUCUUCAAGAGGUCACCGGAGAAAGGUCUCCAGAAGCGGCUGUCCUCAAAACUGAGGCAAUCUUUAAUCAGACAGCUCCUAAAGUUGCUCUCUUCUCGUCCCGCGGUCCAAACACCAUUGCUUCUGAUAUUCUCAAGCCGGAUAUAACAGCACCAGGAGUGGAGAUCCUCGCUGCCUACCCACCUGUGGCUUCACUUAUACCACCGUAUAAAAAAGAGAAUGACACUAGACGUGCAAACUAUGCUGUCCUAGCCGGAACUUCAAUGGCUUGUCCUCACAUUGCAGGCGCGGCUGCCUACGUCAAGACGUUUUACCCUGAAUGGUCUCCUUCGAUGAUCAAAUCUGCUAUCAUGACAACCGCUUGGCCGAUGAACGCUACUGGAACUGGCUUUGCAUCGACUGAGUUUGCUUAUGGAGCUGGCCAUGUCGACCCUAUAGCUGCUAUUAAUCCUGGACUUGUCUAUGAAUCAACCAAAUCAGACUACAUCGUCUUUCUCUGCAGCAUGAACUACAAUACGACUGCCCUGAAACUCAUCGUUGGUGAAGCCAUCACUUGCAGUGGAAAAAACUUACAAAGAAACCUUAACUAUCCUUCCAUGACGGCUAAUUUAUCGGGAGCUAAUAGCUCUUUCACCGUCACUUUCAACAGCACUGUCACUAACGUCGGUGCCCCCAACUCUACAUACAAAUCAAAGGUACUUGCUGGUGGCGGGUCUAAACUUAGCGUUAAGGUCUCCCCUAGUGUUCUAUCGAUGAAGUCCGUGAACGAGAAGCAGUCUUUUACAGUGACUGUUUCAGGGAGCAAUCUCGACCCAAAUCUGCCUUCCUCUGCAAAUCUAAUCUGGUCUGAUGGAACACAUAACGUGAGAAGCCCUAUUGUUGUUUAUACUUAA
Camelina sativa (false flax) is the source of this 912-nucleotide messenger RNA. The record is from RefSeq and is a predicted model, not a curated record. NCBI's taxonomy places the organism in Eukaryota, Viridiplantae, Streptophyta, Magnoliopsida, Brassicales, Brassicaceae.